GCCGUUGUCGCAACUCGCCCUGCUCCGCCCUGCGCACCACCGCGAUGUUCCCCGUAUGUGCCGAGAGCAGCCCGCUCGUCGCCGCCAGUGCCAGCGCGGCUGGCGCUGAGCCGCUGGCCCCGCGCGACCCGCUGCGGCUGCGCGUUGGGAGGCAGCUGGCGGUCGCUCCGCCCAGGGGCUGCCGGCCGCUGCUCGCUGCGGCCCUCGCGCUGGCCUCGGGCCUGUGGGCGGCGCUCCUCUGCGCGGCGGGCCCGCGCGCGGGCGGCGGGCCCGCGCCCGCGGCCGGGCCGCAGGCCGCGCCCGAGGGCUCCCGCGGCCCUGGCGCGGGCGGGCGCGGAGGGGCCAGGAUCGGAGGCGGGGUGCCGAGCGUGGAACAGCUCUACGAGAUGGCCCGGGGCGUGCACAGGGACCUGGACGAGCGCAUGCUCGGCUAUACGCGGCAGUUUAGUGGGGAGGUUGGGCAGAGUGAGGAAGCGGAUGCCGUAGCACAGAAGUUGGGUUGGUCUGGCACAAGCCCAGCAUUGGGGUCGGCGAACUCAUCAUACGUGGCUGGCAACAUCUCAGAAAUUGAGGGCAUGCUCUCCGAUCUGAACGUGAGCAUGUCUGAGGGGAUCAGCGAGAUGCGCAGCCUCGAAAUCAUGGCUUGUCUGGCCGACUCUUGGCAGGUCAUUUCCAAUCUCGGCUCAAUCAUUGUGAACAUCCAGAGUCUCACGCAGACUUGCAAGGUGACGGACACUUAUGAGACGAGAACAACUUGCGCCUCGCUUGUGGGCCUGAACCUUGCCCUCUGGGGGUACCUCGGCUGCAAUAUCUGCAACAUAAUGAGCUCUUGCCCUGGGGUCUUCAACGUGGAAGCGACCUGCGCGCUUGGACCGGUCGGGAUCUUUGCCAGCUCAGCCGGUACCGUAAAUGGCGCCGCCACCAUGGCAGGCAAUUGCAACCAGGGCCUCAAACCUGUGGAGAAGACGGAGGAAGAGAACGAGACGCUGGCGGAGUUGGCUAUCGGUGGCGGCCGCCGCCUGCGGGCGGCGGGCGGCCCGAAGCCGGUGCUCCCAGACUGGAUCGGCGAGGCGCCAGCCAGCGCCGACGACGGCGCUCCCGAGGGCACGGCGCUCGGGAGGUACGCGGAGCAGCUGGCGGCGCAGUCGCGGGCCAUGGCAGAGCGCGGGGAGAGCCCUCCCGUGGAGAGCGUCACGGUGGAGGGGCGGGUCCUCUCGAUUCCCGCGGGGGCCAGCCAGCCGGAGGUCGACGCGAUCGUCGAGGCGGAAGCCAGGAGCCGCGGAGCCGCAAGCACGGCUCGGGGCGCGUGGAUCGGCGAGGGGUCCCGCUGCCGUGCAGGAGGACGGCCGUCGCUCCGGCACCUGCGCCGCUGAGCAGUUCGCAGAAGUGGGCCAUCGCGGCCUGCGUCUUCGACACACAGACGAUGGCCGCUCGAUUCAUCCAGGCGGCCGCGUUCAUGGGCUUCGCCAUCCUCGACUGCAGAAAGGAGGUCUUCGACGAAUUCGGCGUCGGUAUGAAGCAGAAGUGCGUGAUCGACAUCGGCGUCAUGACCGCGUCGCUGGCAAUUGCCUCGAGCAUGAUAUCCCUGGACAUCAUGAACUGCCCCCACACGCUCGAGUACAUGCCCAACAACCUUUGCGCCACCGGCAUCCUGCAGAUCAUCUCCUCGGUAUCCUACUUCGCGGUGGCUUUCGCCAGCAUCGCGGACGCCUGCUUCGGCUUGGAUCCCAACCACCCAGAGCCGAAUCAGACACGGGGUCGGUGACCAAGGCUCUCGAAGAGCUUCCUGGGCUGCCAAAGGAUCGGGGUCCCCACGAGGCCCCGGGACGCGGCCAGGAGUUUUUUUGGCGCGCCAAAGAUGGUGCUUUGUAGGCUGCCUGUCAGGCGGGUAAAUUCAGGCGCUGUGGACGUCAAGCGUCGUGAGGCCGGCGUGGCGAAGCGCAGGGAGGAGAGGGACG
Molecule: messenger RNA, 1958 nt
Organism: Prorocentrum cordatum
Lineage: Eukaryota; Dinophyceae; Prorocentrales; Prorocentraceae
Source: the annotation of a GenBank genome assembly